AUGGCCAUCCUCGCAAGCCCUGGCGACGGCCGCAGCGCAUCGGGCCUUCAAAACCCCUGCUCAUCAGAGACCCGACUGAGACCCGACUGCAUCAGCAUCGACAUUGACCGGACCGGCACUUCAGCUCCAACGUCUACACCUCGGGGUCCACGGUCUCGGGCCGUGCCGUUUUCGAGACGCAAAAGGACACGCGGUUUGAUGGUUUCGACAUCACCCUUGUCUGGCAUUGCCGCCACUCGCCUGGAUCUCGUUCAGCAGUGCCCGCCUCACUCAUUCCGGCCCUUAAUGAAGCUGCGAAUGCCCAUCGACAGGGCUAGCUUGCCCGAGAACAAGGUGUUUGCUGCCGGCAAGACAUGGCUCGGGUUGAAUACUUGGGUCAAGGCCGGGGCCCAUGGCAAAGCCACCGAGCCAUGCGCUGCUCUGCAGAGGAUCAUGGACGGUCACCACAUGCUCAAGGUGCUCCCGUCGCUUCCAGAGGAGGCGCCUCUGGACAACACGCGCAGAGACGAGCGUUACGGCAUGACUCGGAGCAAAACCGUGCGGAGAACCCUCUUCUCGGCCAAGGCUGGCAAGUUGGCCGUCACGGCCGGCCAGCCAGCCCAAUGGCGUCAUGCCGUCCGCCGACGGUCACAGAGCGGCCAGCUCCGUGGCGCGCAUCGCCCUCGAUCGAGCCACGAACGCGCCGAACCCGUCGUUGAGCUACACUGCGACCAACGUCCUAUUCAACUACAACAACAGAGAGACCUGGACAAGGUUGACUGGCAAAUGUGCGACGUGUCGGGCCGUCGCGACUCGGGCUAUUCAAGCUCGGGCAUGCUGGAUGAGGACGAGCCGGGAACGAGUCGCUCCGACGACGCCGGCAGGAAGAAGAGCGAGAAAUGUCGUGUGCGACGACGGGCAAUUAUCGAGGUGCUGUUCGACAUGCCCUUGUCCAGCAGAAGGAUAUUCCUGCCAACCUUUGAUUCAUGUCUCUGUCUCCCGUACCAACACGGUGCAUCUCAGCCUCGCUGUCGGACCGACCAAGACGACAAUAUCGCUGGCGGUUCCGCUUAA
This is a messenger RNA of Ustilaginoidea virens, 1053 nucleotides long. RefSeq lists its product as uncharacterized. Bases 1 to 1053 code for a protein of 350 amino acids. The record is from RefSeq and is a predicted model, not a curated record. The transcript has 3 exons. Lineage: Eukaryota; Fungi; Ascomycota; Sordariomycetes; Hypocreales; Clavicipitaceae.